Molecule: messenger RNA, 2175 nt
Organism: Hydractinia symbiolongicarpus
Lineage: Eukaryota; Metazoa; Cnidaria; Hydrozoa; Anthoathecata; Hydractiniidae
Exons: 5
Coding region: 1-2175 (724 amino acids)
Biological process (GO): DNA integration
Molecular function (GO): nucleic acid binding
Source: RefSeq, a predicted model, not a curated record
AUGCGAUUAAAAACAUUGUUUCAAAAAACAAGUGUAGGUAAAAUUGGUUGGGACAUCGAGUUGAGUGGACAGGUUUUGGACGAGUGGCGAGUUACGUACAAUGAUUUUAAAAGCGUUUCACAUUUGAAUGUACCACGAUGUUACGAUGGCGAGAAUAUUGUUGAUGUACAAUUGCAUGGUUUUUCUGAUGCUUCUUUGAAAAGUUACGGUGCGUGUAUUUAUUUGAGGUUCAAACAUGCUGAUGGUAGUUUUUCUACGAAGUUAGUGACGUCUAAGUCGAAAAUCGCGCCAAUUAAACCGGUCACGAUACCUCGAUUGGAGCUGUAUGGUGCAGUGAUGUUAGCGAAGCUGGUGAAGUAUGUUCGUGAUGAGUUGAGUUUGGUUUAUGAUAUUUCUGUGACACGGUGUUGGAUUGAUUCGUCUAUUGUUCUGUAUUGGAUUAAAAAUGUUAAUAAGAGUUGGUUUCAUGUGGAGUCAAAGGCAAAUCCUGCAGAUAUUUUGUCGAGAGGUUGUUUGGUAUCUAAGUUGGUGAACAAUAACUUAUGGUUUUCAGGACCUGAUUUCUUGCGCGACACCAACAUCUCAGCCUCGAGUUUUAAUUUCAGUAAUUUCAAGGUUGAUGAUGCGACUUGUUUAAUUAUUGGUAACGACCAAUCAGAGGAGACCACCGAAGAAGAAGUUGAUUUAAAUUUUAUGAACAUUGCACGAUAUUCUAAUUACACACGUUUAUUGCAAGUUACCGCAGUGGUUUUACGAUUUGUUGGAAACCUCAGAAAAAAGCGUCGUAAAGAAGAAUUGGUUUUACAUACAUUUGUUACAAAGGACGAGCAAUUGCAUGCAGAAAAACUGUGGAUUAAAUAUGCGCAAAAAGAUAUAAUUCAACUUUCAAGUUACAAAAAGUUACAAAAAGAUUUACGAUUUCAAAAUAAUGAUGGUAUUAUUCGUUGUAAGGAACGCUUAGAAAACGCUCCUUUAGACUUUGAUACUAAGUUUCCAAUAUUUUUACCGAAAAACAAUCCUUUAACAAAGCUAGUCAUUUUGCAUUAUCAUGUUCAAAACUUAAUACCAAAUUACAUAAAGCGGUUAAUCCGACAGUGCUAUUUAUGUCGUUAUUACGAGGGGAAAUCUUAUGCGUAUCCUGUUUCACCAGCAUUACCGAAAUCACAACUAUCCAAUCAUCAUCCGUUUAAACAUACUGGUCUCGACUAUGCCGGACCUUUAUAUGUUCGAAAUGUUUAUCAUGGUGGAAGUAUGUAUAAAGCUUUGGUGUUCUUAUUUACUUGUACCAGUACCAGAGCUUUACAUUUGGAUUUAGUUCCCAAUGCUUCGUCUUCAGGUUGUAUUCGUAGUCUUCGCCGAUAUUUCAGUGAACGAGGUAUUCCCUCUGAAAUUAUUUCUGCUAAUGGUAGUCAAUUCAUUGCCGAAGAUACGCAACGAUUUUCGUCAAAUCGAGGAAUUAAAUGGCAUUUUAAUUUAGAAGCCGCUCCUUGGUGGGAAGGGAUGUUCGAAAGACUUGUAAGAUCCGUUAAACGUUGUUUAAAGAAGACUUUACACAAUACCAGAUUAUCGUACGAAGAACUACUGACUGUUCUAGCUGAAAUUCAAGCAGCUAUUAAGAACAGACCGCUGACAUUUUUGUAUGAAAACAUAGGUGAGCAACCAUUAACACCUAACCAUUUACAAUUUGGGAGAAAAAUUAAUUUGGAAGCCUCGCAUAUUGAUAGCGAUGAAAAUGAAAAAGAUUUGUGUCAACGUUAUGAUCAUUUGCAACGUAUCAUAAACCACUAUUGGAAUCGAUGGAAAUGCGAAUAUUUGACAGAGUUACGCGAAUAUCACAGAGAAGCAAAGCAACCGAGACAAAAUUGGAAAAUAGGAGUCGUUGAAGAGUUCGUACCAUCACGUGACGGCAAGAAACGGGGAGCUGUCGUUAGAUAUGUUCUCAAUGGCAACACACAUACAAUAAGAAGACCGAUAAACAAACUUUAUCCUGUUGAAUUAGCGAAAGACGAAGCUGAAAGGAAAGAAGAAUCACGUUUUAAAAUAAAGUUUUAUUUCUAUCCGAAUUUACCUGGAAAUUCAUAUGUUAUCUUGCAAUACUUCUUAACUGCAUUCGUAAUCUGGCGUGGAAACCUUACUGAAUUUUUAAUGACAAUAUAUGAAAAAAAGAAUAAUUAA